Messenger RNA from Serinus canaria (Common canary), 2593 nucleotides. RefSeq lists its product as uncharacterized. The transcript has 4 exons. Bases 1 to 804 code for a protein of 267 amino acids. Lineage: Eukaryota; Metazoa; Chordata; Aves; Passeriformes; Fringillidae. The record is from RefSeq and is a predicted model, not a curated record.
AUGGCAUCAGGAAAUUCACCUUCAGCCUUUUGGGCACCCUGUGAUCCCAGGCAGCCCCUUGGCCAUGAACUGCAUGCAGAGCACAGACGUCACACGGCUGCCUUUUCCAUUCUACAUUUAAUAUCUUUGCUGCUGGACCCAAUAUUGUAUCACAGGCAUCACUGGUGUUGUGCUUCCCAGCAUGCCCUAGCAUUCCUUCAAGCAAACAUUCACAGCAGCAGAAAGUCCAAGAAAAGGCUUACUCCCUUGAGGAUCAAGAAGAAAGCAACAGUGAAGAAAGGACCAAUAGCAACAUGGAGAAUACGGAAAGCAGAUAAAGAGGAAAAUGAGGAGGUGGAGUUCCUGAAAGCUGUUUUUCCAGCUACACACAGGACAAUUGCUGAACUCCUCUGGCUCUAUAAGAGAAUUAUAGACUAUGGAUCUUAUGGGCAAUUCACCCCUUUAUUCAUCUCAGCAAGGGAGUGGAUUAUGUUACUUCUCAGUGCCCCUUCUGAGCCCAUUUUUUACACUCAUACCAUCCCGAAGCCUCUCCAGGGAUACCAGUCACCAUCAUGUAAGCUCAUCAGACUUGAUUUUUUGUGGUUGCCACUCUGUGCCUCACCCUUCCACAGGUGUGUUAGAAAUAAACAACCUUGUUCUUUUGCCAUAGCCAACCAACCUGUCAUGAUGCUGUCCCAAUGCCAGGCACCCACGAGAGUCACUCACUCACCCUCCCCUGCUACAGCUGGGCAGUGGAGGGAAAAAUUUAAUGAAGGGUUCAUGAGUCAGAUAUGGACCAGGAAAAAACACUUCAAGGCAAAAUAGGCUCAACUUAAAGUUCCAAAGUGAAAUUUAUUACUAACAGAAGCAGAGGAGGAUAAUAAGAAGUAAAAAUAAGCCCUUAAAACAACUUUCUCCCCCCCAACCUCACCCUCCUUUCCAGUGACAGCACAGGAAGAAAGGGCAUGCGAGUUUUGGUCAGUUCAUCUCCAAGAUUUUCUUCUGCUGCUCUGGGAGAGGAGUCCUUCCCCUGUGAGACCAUGGGGUCCCUCCCAUGGGAGACAGUUCUCUGUGAAUUCCUCCAGCAUGGUUCCAAAUCUCAUGAGCAGCAGUUCUCCCAAAAUUGCUGCAAUGUGAGUCCCUCCCACAGGCACACAGUCCUUCCAAAACUGCUGUGACAUGGGUCUUUCCUCCACAAGGUGCAGUCCUUCAAGGACAGGCUGCUCCAGCCUGCAAGAAGGAGCCCUCUCCUCGGAGUCUCCCCCUGGAUCACAGCCCCCUCCAGCCAUCCACCUGCUCUGGCAUGGGCACCUCCUCCAUGGGCUGCACGUGGAUCCCUGCAUUCCUCAUGGAUCCAUGGGCUGGAGGGGCACAGCUGCUUCACCAUGCUCAUCACCACGGCCUGCAGAGGAAUUUUGGCUCUGGUGCCUGAAGCACCUCCUCCCCUUCCUUCUCCACUGACCCUGGUGUCACCAUGUUGUUUCCCUCACACAUUCUCACCUCCUCCCCUUCUCUGAUUAGAAGCAGAAUUGUGUGACUUUGUUUUGAUUUUCUUCUCAAAUAUGUUGUCACAGAGGCAUUGCCAUUCUCUAUUUGACCCAGCCUUGGCCAGCAGCAUGUCCAUCUUCAGAGCCAUCAGGGCUGGUGGACAUGGUGGAAGCUUCCAGCAGCUUCUCACAGGGGCCACCUCUGUGUGCUCCCCAGCUACCAAAAGCCAGGCCAUGCAAACCCAGCAUUUAACCCUAUUUAAUUCAUCAUCAUAAGCACUUGCCCAGCAAACAGUACCACCAAAUUCCAUGGCUGCCCAUGUUCAGGUUCUCUUUUCUGCUGUGCAUUGUGUGAGGUCAGAGAAGUGGCCCAGAAUGAUGAGCUCCCACACAAUCCUGUGUCCCUGGAUGUGGGAGUUUGCCGGGCCAUGGAUAUCUCCAGACUCCUAGAGCUCACAGAACAAUGAAUGGGGCUGCUUGAUCUCUCUCAGUUACUCAUUCCAGCAGAUCAAGGCUGAUAAAUCCCUGUUCUUGGGAAUUGGAAUUGCUUGUGGAGUUACUUUCCUAUUCUUCCAAGCAUGGCUCUUUACAACCAGAUAAGCAAGAUUUUGAAGAAAGAAGGCAGCCAGGACCCUUCUAGUCCAGGGACUUGCUGGAGUCAGUUCAUUACUAGCGAGCAGUCGGUGUCAUUCCCACUGAGGAAGGCUUGUGAAAUCCUGCUUCGGGCUUCCUGCUUGCUCUUCCUGUAGGAUGAAACUCAGCAAGAUGUUUAAGGUGAAGCAGGUGAGUAAUCAUGUGUGUGUUUGCUGGCUGGGAUGAAUGAUGAAGGAACAUCUGAAACACUUUUCUGAAUCACAGCUACAGCUACAUUUGAGAUCCCCUUUAAAAUUCACCUCUGGCUGCGUUGCAUUGCACGGCUGAUACAAAGUGGUCUGUUUUUCAGUACUUUGUGUUAAAAGUGAUCCCUCUGUACUGCCAGCGGGGAACUAAGACACAAUACACACUCAUCUCUAUUUUGUAAAAAGUUAUUUUAGAUCCCCAAAUGUGCAAACACCAGCACACCUUGUUGGCAUCAAGAACCAAUUAACAAAACUGAUGAAUGAAGGGAAAUCAAAGUGCAGUCAGAU